This is a messenger RNA of Tachysurus fulvidraco (yellow catfish), 1276 nucleotides long. Its product is annotated as adenosine receptor A3. Gene Ontology annotation, cellular component: membrane. The record is from RefSeq and is a predicted model, not a curated record. Gene Ontology annotation, biological process: G protein-coupled receptor signaling pathway. Lineage: Eukaryota; Metazoa; Chordata; Actinopteri; Siluriformes; Bagridae. The transcript is spliced from 3 exons. Bases 40 to 1071 code for a protein of 343 amino acids. Gene Ontology annotation, molecular function: G protein-coupled receptor activity.
GUGAAUUCAACAAGAAGGAGUCACUUCUAAUUUAGCAGGAUGCAGUGGAUAAAGGUGGCAUAUGCAGGACUGAUGAUUUGUUCCAGUUUGUGCUCAGUGUGCGGGAACACCGUACUACUGCUCCUGCUGCUGUCUGACAGGAACCUGCAGACUGAGACAUGGACCCUGACGCUCAGUUUCAGCCUGAGUGAUCUGGCACUUGGCCUCUCAACCAUCCCUUUCGGAGCCCAUAACAGCCUGUUCCGGCCACAGGGAUAUGCCAGCUCAAGUGCUCUGUGCCAAGGCAGUGCUUUUCUUUUCCUGCUGCUCCAGUUGGCAUCAGUCCACUCACUUACCUGGGCUACCAUUGACAAGUUCACAGAGAUCUGCUUUCCUCUUAAAUAUCCACGAAUCUUCAAUGCCCGCAGAACCAGAGCGAUCCUCACCAUCAUUUGGAUUUAUUCACUCUUGAACGCCUCUCUGCCGUUGCUGGGGUUUGGAAAUUAUAGCUACAGCAGCAGCAGGUUUCUCUGUGCUCCCAGCUUUGAGCCUGCCAACACUGGUUUCAAUAUGUUCUUCAUAGUAGUGGGAAUCAUCACGCCCAUUUUAGCAAUGUGCUGCCUGUACGGCUACAUUGUGUACAUAGCCUGGAAUCAAGUACGACGAGGGACAUUUGUUUGCAACGAACAUCACUGUUUUUAUGUUCCUGCCAAUAAUUAUUUCAAGAGCUCCAUUGUCAUGGUGACAACCACAGUGUGUCUGCUCAUUUGCUGGCUGCCAUAUAUCACCAUCUGCUUCCAUGAGACUCUGACAGGAAGCGAGAGCCCUCAACCCGCCUCUGCUAUAGCCACCUGGCUCAUGCUCUUCACCUCCACGCUCAACCCGUGGACCAGCUCUAUGUCCCAGACGAGGUACAGAGUCGCUCUGCACAGGAGUGUAAACAGAAUACGCCGGUGUGGACAGAAGAACUCCAUCUCCAGAAGUACAGAAAUGCGCAGAGAGAGUCACAACUGUCCCUCUUCAGUGUCCAGUGCACCUCGAGUACUACAAAAAGCACACACUGACCAUGCAAAUGAGCCCAAAGGGAGCUGAGCAUGCUUUUCUUACCUCUGGCUGCUGUAUGAAUGCAAGACCAUACAAACAAUGUGCUACAGAAAAUAGAUAAGUUAACACCUUUUCAUGGGAAGCACAGUAACUAACUGGGCUUUUGAGAUGACAAGCACAAACAUGCAGAUUUAAAAGCCUGAGCUAUAAUGUGAACAGUAACUUCUGAAAAUUGUACUAAGAGAAAUGUGAG